This is a messenger RNA of Oldenlandia corymbosa var. corymbosa, 2346 nucleotides long. Lineage: Eukaryota; Viridiplantae; Streptophyta; Magnoliopsida; Gentianales; Rubiaceae. The record is from the annotation of a GenBank genome assembly.
AUGGCAGAAUUUCUCGAGUUAGAAGCCCAAGAUGCUGUACGGAUGCCAUGGAACGUUUUGCCAGGGACCAAAGCCGAAUCCGCACAGUGUAUUAUCCCGAUCUCCGCCAUUUAUACGCCCUUGAAACCCCUCCCGCCGUCCACCCCAGUUGUGCCGUACACCCCACUGCGGUGCCGGAAUUGCCGAUCAGUGUUGAAUCCCUUUUCCAUUGUGGAUUUCUCCACCCUCACUAGUAAGCUAUGGAUCUGCUGCUUUUGUCUUCAGAGGAACCACUUCCCGGCGGAAUACCAGGGUAUCUCCGAGUCCAAUUUGCCGGCGGAGCUUUUCCCAAGCUACACUACUAUUGAGUAUGAGGAUCAAAAUAUAACUGCCGGGUCUUCCGUUACUGGUCCUAUAUUUUUCUUCGUCAUUGAUACUUGCAUUAUCGAGGAGGAGAUGGGGCAUGGUCAUGAUAUUGAAGUGCAGCAAAGCGUUUUAGGAGUUAGAUUGUCUCAAACUGUUAGAGGAUAUGUAGUGGGAAUGAUGCCUGAAAAUUGUCUUAUUGGUUUGAUCACAUUCGGUACGUAUGUUCAUGUUCAUGAGGUAGGAUCUGGCCAGAUUCCGAAGGUCUAUGUUUUCAAGGGAUCAAAAGAGGUAUCAAAGGAGAAUGUUUUGGAGAGUCUAGGUUUAUUGGGUGGUAAGCCAAAGCCAGGAAGUGGAGUUAUCGCCGGUCCAAGAGAUGGCCUGUCCCCUGAGAGUAUUGCUCGUUUCUUGUUGCCUGCUUCAGAAUGUGAAUUUGCGUUCAACUCGAUAUUGGAAGAGCUUCAGAAAGAUCCUUGGCAAGUUCCAGCAGAUCGAAGGGCGGCCAGAUGCACUGGUACUGCAUUAAGUGUGGCUGCUCAUUUGAUGGGAUUAUGUGUUCCCGGCUCUGGUGCCAGAAUUAUGGCAUUUUUAGGUGGCCCACCCACAGAAGGGCCAGGCUCUAUUGUGUCUAUGGAUUUGUCUGAGCCUGUACGUUCCCAUAAAGACCUGGACAAAGAUAAUGCACCAUUUUAUCAUAAAGCGGUGAAAUUCUAUGAAGGAAUAUCUAAACAACUUGUUCAUCAGGGGCAUGUACUUGAUGUUUUUGCUUCUGCACUUGACCAGGUUGGGAUUGCUGAACUGAAAGUAGCAGUAGAGAAAACUGGAGGAUUUGUCAUUCUCGCUGAAAGUUUUGGCCACUCAGUUUUCAGGGAUUCGUUGAAACGUGUUUUUCAGUCUGGGGAUCAUGAUCUUGGAUUAUCUUCAAAUGGAAUAUUUGAGGUUAACUGCUCGAAGGAUAUCAAAAUUCAGGGGAUUCUUGGUCCUUGUGCAUCACUUGAUAAGAAAGGGCCUUCGAUCUCAGAAAAUCCUAUUGGUCAAGGGAAUACCACAGCUUGGAAGAUGUGUGGCCUUGAUAGAACCACAUCAUUAUGCUUACUACUUGAAGUUGUAAAGAAGGAGAGCCCAGAUGCUAUUGCUCAAUCAGCAAACAACCUGUUUUACUUCCAAUUUUUAACCUAUUAUCAGCACAGUAGCGGAAAAAUGAGACUUCGUGCAACUACGUUUUCCAGAAGAUGGGUUGCUGGUCCUGGAAGCAUACAGGAACUGGUGGCUGGAUUUGACCAAGAAGCUGCAGCUGUUGUCAUGGCACGCCAAGUUUCUUUCAAAAUGGAAACUGAGGCUGAAUUUGACCCCAUUAGGUGGUUGGACAAAUCUCUGAUUCACAUAUGUUCUCGAUUCGGUGACUAUCAAAAGGAAAAUCCAUCUUCUUUCUGCUUAUCUCCUAGAUUUUCAAUAUUUCCUCAGUUCCUGUUUAACUUGCGGCGCUCUCAGUUUGUCCAAGUUUUCAACAAUAGCCCUGAUGAAACAGCAUAUUUCCGAAUGAUUUUGAACAGGGAAAAUGUGGCAAAUUCAGUGGUUAUGAUCCAGCCAUCCUUGAUCUCUUACUCUUUUAAUUCUCCUCCGGAACCAGUUCUACUUGAUGUUGCUGCUAUUGCUAGUGACAGAAUUCUUCUUUUGGACUCUUAUUUUACGAUUGUUGUAUUUCAUGGGGCAACCAUUGCUCAAUGGCGAAAAGCUAGAUACCACGAACAGCCUGAACAUAUGGCAUUUGCUCAGUUGCUACAAUCUCCUCUUGAUGAUUCAGAAUCAAUUAUCAGGGAAAGGUUUCCAGUACCUCGUCUUGUCGUCUGUGAUCAACAUGGCUCCCAGGCACGUUUUUUGCUGGCAAAGCUUAACCCUUCGGCAACACACACUUCUGAUACUAUUCGUGGAGAUGUCAUAUUCACCGAUGAUGUCAGUUUUGAAGUUUUCUUGGAUCAUCUUCAGCGGUUGGCUGUGCAAUAG